AUGUCCAAAAUAGAGGCCAAAGACGAACUUUUACUCGCACAACUCGGGUAUAAACAGGAAUUCAAACGUGAUUUCGGAUUAUUGGAGCUCUUUGGGGUAGCGUUUUCGAUUCAGGGCGUCUUGCCUUCUAUAGCGUCGGUUCUAGUGUACUCUAUUCCAUAUGGUGGCGCCGUCAGUAUGGUAUGGGGAUGGGCUGUAUGCUCGCUUUUCCUCAUGUCCAUCGCUACAGCGAUGGCUGAGUUGGCAUCCUCUGCGCCAACUUCCGGAGGCGUUUAUUACUGGACAUUUCACUUUUCGUCUUCAAAGUAUCGAAAUUAUCUUUCAUGGCUUCUGGGAUAUAUCGACACUAUAACAUACAUCGUUGGAAUAACAGGUAUCAACUGGGGUUGUGCAGUACAAAUCAUGGCAGCCGCGAGUAUCGGCUCUGAUUUAUCUUUCGAGGCAAACGUUUUUCAAACCUAUGGUGUUUUUGUAGCACUUGUUGUCUUGCAAGCCACGCUUUGCAGCUUUGCCACCAAAAUCAUCGCAAGACUGCAAUUGGUGUAUAUCCUAGUGAAUAUCGGCCUAUGCUUUGCCAUUAUUUUUGGACUGCCUGCGAAUACGCCUUCCGAAUUCAAGAACGACGCAAAGUACGCAUUUGGGAAUAUCCAAAACUUGUCUUCCUGGCCAGAUGGAUUUGCGUUCAUCUUGGGAUUCCUCGCUCCUUUGUGGGUUGUCGGUUGCUUUGACUCUACCGUGCAUAUCAGCGAAGAAGCAAGAAACGCGAGCACCGCUAUACCUUGGGCCGUCAUGCUUUCCACGGCGGUUUCUUGUGUCUUAGGAUGGGCGAUUAACGUAUCCCUGGCGUUCAACAUGGGAACAGACACUGACGGAAUAUUAUCCAACGAAAUUGGACAACCUUUAGCUACUAUAUUUUUCAAUGGUCUCGGUCAACGCGGUACCUUGGGCGUUUGGACUAUCCUAAUCAUCACUCAGGUCAUGAUGGGCACAAGCGGCUUUGUGUCAUCUUCCAGACAAGUUUUCGCCUUCAGUCGCGACGGAGCAUUGCCCUUCUCGAAAUAUCUUUACUACGUCAAUGAAAGUCUUUCAGUCCCCAUACGCUGCGUGUGGUUCUCCGCUACUGUGGCAAUACUACUUGGAUUGAUUCCGCUUGCAGGUAAUGCUGCAAGCGGAGCGAUAUUUGCUAUGGGGGUAGUUGGACAGUAUAUCUGCUAUUCUACAGCUAUCAUGGCACGGUGGCUUGGUGGCACGGCAUUCGAAAAGGGGCCCUUCCAUGUGGUUUUCCUAUAUCACUCUUUGCCGUACUCCUUCAUGCUGUUCAUGAGUGUCAUCUUGCUGUUCCCGGCCGAACCCAACCUUUCUGGUCCUGCGACGAUGAAUUAUACUGUGCUCGUCAUGGGAGGCGUGAUGCUUUUUUCGACAGCCUACUACUUCUUCCCUGUCUAUGGAGGUGUCCAUUGGUUCAAGGGUCCAGUGGUGACGACUAUAACUGAUUCGGUAGCAUCGAAGAGCACAUCGGAACUAGAAAUUCGUGAAAAAGAAUGA
Molecule: messenger RNA, 1545 nt
Organism: Lentinula edodes (shiitake mushroom)
Lineage: Eukaryota; Fungi; Basidiomycota; Agaricomycetes; Agaricales; Omphalotaceae
Product: amino acid/polyamine transporter I
Exons: 12
Coding region: 1-1545 (514 amino acids)
Biological process (GO): transmembrane transport; amino acid transport
Cellular component (GO): membrane
Molecular function (GO): transmembrane transporter activity
Source: RefSeq, a predicted model, not a curated record